Mucor velutinosus is the source of this 942-nucleotide messenger RNA. Its product is annotated as NAD-and Zn-dependent alcohol dehydrogenase. NCBI's taxonomy places the organism in Eukaryota, Fungi, Mucoromycota, Mucoromycetes, Mucorales, Mucoraceae. The record is from RefSeq and is a predicted model, not a curated record. The transcript has 2 exons. Bases 1 to 942 code for a protein of 313 amino acids. Gene Ontology annotation, molecular function: 5'-nucleotidase activity. Gene Ontology annotation, biological process: deoxyribonucleotide catabolic process.
AUGCACAAAGAAGCUCGCAAAGUCAUUGCUGUUGACCUCGAUCAGACACUAGCACACACAUUGGAAAGCCUAGUGGCAUGGCAUAACGACACAUAUGCCACCGACCUUGAUGUUACAGAUUUUAAUACGUACGAAUACUGGAAGGUUUGGGGAGGCACUCGAGAGGAAACCUGUAUGAAGAUCAGAGAUUUCUAUGACUCGAGCUACUUUGAUCGCAUCCAGCCUAUACAGGAUUUUGCAUUGGAGGCACUCAAGAUGCUGAAAAAACGUCAUUUCACCUUGGUUAUCAUCACAUCCCGCCAGCAAUUUGUUGCAGAAAAAACAAAACGGUUUGUUGAUAGACAUUAUCCAGGCAUUUUCGAUAGCAUCUACUUUUGCAACUUGGAUCUAUCAGAUUCUGAGCAGCUGGAAUACGUAUCAAAACCAAAGUCUGUCAUCUGCCAGGAGAUUGGAGUCGAUGUACUGAUUGAUGACUCGCUGGAGCAUGCAUUUGACUGUUCGACUUUGGGGAUUGACAUCUUGCUGUACGAUAGACAAGGCCAAUACAUCUGGAAUCAUGACGAUAUACUGAAAAAGCGACAUGCACAAUACUCUGCUCCAACACUGACAUCUACCUCCAAAAGACUGUAUCAUCAAACGCCUCGAGAAUUGUCGAAAAACGUGCAUCGUAUGACAAGUUGGAAGGAAAUCAUUGCACAGUUUCCAAAGCCGUCUAGUCCACUACGAUACUGUUACUUUGCAGAACAAGAUCAACAAGAUGAAGAAGAAGAGGAAGAAGAGGAGGAAGAGGAAGAGGAGGAAGCGGAUUCGUAUGAUAGCGAACAGCAUUACUUUGACAAUUCAAAUUACUAUGUCUUUGAAACAGUCGAAGUAGAGGAAUUGAGUGAAGAAGAAGAAGAGGAAGAAUAUCCACUCUACAGAGACAAUCGAGUUUGGGUUUAA